Messenger RNA from Bufo bufo (common toad), 3885 nucleotides. RefSeq names its product ArfGAP with SH3 domain, ankyrin repeat and PH domain 2 (gene ASAP2). Gene Ontology annotation, cellular component: cytoplasm. Gene Ontology annotation, biological process: positive regulation of GTPase activity. The coding region runs from base 294 to 3377 and encodes 1027 amino acids. The record is from RefSeq and is a predicted model, not a curated record. The transcript has 29 exons. Lineage: Eukaryota; Metazoa; Chordata; Amphibia; Anura; Bufonidae. Gene Ontology annotation, molecular function: GTPase activator activity; protein binding.
GAGAGGAGUGGUGACACUGGGAGGUGCGCCCAGCAGCCACUGCCCUACUCUGGGGAUCACGGACUCAUGGAGCGGCGGCUGCUACUGCUGGGGAUGCGUCCCGGGCACGUCUGAUCGCUGCUGUCAUCUGACUCCCCCUGUGCGUGUAUGUGGCGCUGGAGCUGCCGCCUUUGUUGUCAGAUCAGUGUGCACUGGUGCACGGUGGAUGCGCUUUGUUGCAGUGCGGUUGUAGAGGUGUGUGCCCCCUGCAGUGACUUUUCGCCCCCCGGUCACUCCUCCUCUUCAUCAUCAUCAUGCCGGAUCAGAUCAGUGUGUCGGAAUUUAUAUCGGAGACCAAUGAGGAUUACACGUCUCCCACCGCUUCCAACUUCACUACCAGGCUGACCCAGUGCAGGAACACAGUGGCAGCCAUUGAGGAGGCCCUGGAUGUCGACCGCACCAUUCUAUACAAGAUGAAGAAGUCGGUAAAAGCCAUUAACACAUCUGGGCUGGCCCACGUAGAGAAUGAAGAGCAGUAUACCCAAGCACUGGAUAAAUUUGGAACUAGCUGUGUAUGCAGAGAUGACCCAGAUUUAGGAACAGCCUUCUUGAAAUUCUCUGUCUUCACCAAGGAACUCACUGCACUUUUUAAAAAUCUGGUUCAGAAUAUGAACAACAUUAUAACAUUCCCACUGGAUAGUCUACUGAAAGGAGAUCUGAAAGGAGUUAAAGGGGACUUGAAGAAGCCAUUUGAUAAAGCCUGGAAAGACUAUGAAACAAAAGUGACUAAAAUAGAAAAAGAAAAAAAGGAGCAUGCAAAGUUACACGGUAUGAUUCGUACCGAGAUCAGCGGUGCUGAACUAGCUGAGGAGAUGGAAAAAGAGCGGAGAUUCUUUCAGCUGCAGAUGUGCGAGUACCUGCUGAAAGUCAAUGAGAUAAAGAUAAAGAAAGGAGUGGAUCUGCUGCAGAAUUUAAUUAAGUACUUUCAUGCCCAGUGCAACUUUUUCCAAGAUGGACUGAAAGCUGUCGAAAACCUCAAACCUUCCAUCGAGAAACUAUCAACAGAUCUGCACAUGAUGAAACAAGUCCAGGAUGAAGAAAGAAAACAACUGAGCCAACUGCGAGACAUUCUAAAAACUGCGCUGCAAGUGGAACAGAAGGAGUCUAGAAGAGAUUCCCAGUUCCGCCAGAGCACGGCAUACAGUCUGCACCAGCCUCAAGGAAACAAGGAACAUGGCACUGAGAGGAAUGGCUACCUGUACAAGAAGAGCGACGGAAUAAGGAAAGUUUGGCAGAAGAGGAAAUGCUCCGUUAAGAACGGUUUUCUCACAAUAGCCCAUGGCACAGCCAACAUACCUCCUGCAAAACUGAACCUACUGACCUGUCAGGUCAAAACGAACACCGAGGAAAAGAAGUGUUUUGACCUCAUCUCUCAUGAUCGGACAUAUCAUUUUCAAGCAGAAGAUGAGCAAGAGUGCCAAAUAUGGAUGUCUGUGCUCCAGAACAGCAAAGAAGAAGCCUUAAACAACGCAUUUAAAGGAGACCACAGCAUGGGGGAGAACAACAUCGUGCAGGAGCUGACCAAGGAGAUUAUAUCUGACAUCCAGAAAAUGCCAGGAAAUGAUGUCUGCUGUGACUGUAGAGCAUCAGAUCCGACUUGGCUUUCUACAAACCUGGGUAUACUGACGUGUAUUGAAUGCUCAGGGAUUCACCGGGAGCUGGGGGUGCAUUACUCCAGAAUACAGUCACUCACACUGGACGUCCUGGGAACAUCAGAACUAUUGCUUGCAAAAAAUAUAGGAAACACCGCAUUUAACGAGAUUAUGGAAGCCUGCCUGCCUGCUGAUGAUACUGUGAAGCCUGCGCCCGGCAGUGACAUGAUUGCCAGGAAAGAUUACAUUACUGCAAAGUACAUUGAAAAAAGGUAUGCAAGAAAGAAAUAUGUGGACAACGCAUCUAAAAUGCACAAUCUGUGUGAUGCCGUCAAGACCAGGGACUUGUAUGCACUGGUACAACUGCACGCAGAUGGAGUAGACCUCACAGAAACCAUUCCAUUAGCAAACGGGCAUGAACAAGGAGAGACUGCGCUACAUCUCGCUGUCAGAUCCGUCGACCGCACCUCACUGCACAUAGUCGACUUUCUGGUGCAAAAUAGUGGUAAUUUGGACAAACAGACUGUGAAAGGCAGCACCGCACUUCAUUACUGCUGCUUAACUGACAAUGCCGAGUGCCUUAAACUACUACUGAGAGGCAAGGCCUCCAUAGAGAUAGCCAAUGAAGCAGGAGAAACUCCUCUCGACAUAGCGAAGAGGCUAAAGCACACGCAGUGCGAAGACUUGCUGCUGCAGGCUUUAUCUGGACGCUUCAAUUCUCAUGUUCAUGUGGAAUACGAGUGGAGGUUACAUCACGUGGACUUGGAUGAAAGCGAUGAUGAUGUGGAUGAUAAAAUUCAGCAGCCAAGUCCCAACCGUCGGGAGGACAGACCAGUCAGUUUUUACCAAAUUGGACCAAAUUCAAUGCAGUCCAGUGUUGCCUCACUGGCCAGAGAUGCGGCCAACAUUGCCAAGGACAAACAGAGAAGCUUCCUGCCAAAUAUCAUCCAGAAUGAAACUUACGGUGCAGUCCUCAAUAACAUCACCCCUGGCAGCACGGCGGGUACUGCUCCUGCCCCUCCUUUACCACCAAGGAACGUCGCAAAAGUACAGUCAACUAUAUUUGGCGGUAGUAUACACAACACCCCUUCAAAUACCCCAGCGUGGAAAUCUUACCCACUAGGACAUGAAAUUGGCAGCAGACAGAGGUCGUCAUCUGACCCGCCAGCUAUUCAUCCCCCCGUGCCACCAAUGCGUGUCACCUCUACCGCCACAAACCCCCCUCCACCCCCUGUGGCGAAAACACCCAGUGUUAUAGAAGCCUUGAGUCAGCACUCCAAACCGAUCCAGCCGCCUCCGGUGCCUCAAAACAAACCAGCACCCCCUCCAGUCCCACCACAGCCUCCCAACAGGUUGCAGCAGAAAAGGCUGGUUCCAGGGGUGGAGAAGCCUGCCCCCAUGGGUAAGAUCCAGGCAGCAGCCCCAACAUCAUUACCGAAUCCUGCGACAGGAGAUGGUUUGUCUGAUGCCCCCUCUAAGCCUGGACCUAAGCCUGGUACCACAGUGCCUAUACAUCCGCCUGCACCAAUGCCACGCAAGUCUCAGCUGGUGAAGUUGAAGCCGAAGAGGGUGAAAGCAAUUUAUAACUGUUCAGCUGACAACCCGGAUGAACUGACGUUUACAGAGGGAGAGAUCAUUGUGGUGGAUGGAGAAGAGGACCAUGAGUGGUGGAUCGGACACAUAGAUGGUGAGCCAUCCCGGAGAGGAGCCUUUCCUGUGUCUUUCGUGCACUUCUUUGCUGAAUAAGCCAUUCAGUACUGCAGCGGAUCUGUGCUCAGCCCAGCAGGAGGCCUUCGAGGAGGAGCCAACUCCACAGAUACCGCAACGCCACUGACCAGCGUCCACCCGCUAACACUCCUAUGCACUGACUUAUGCUGAGACUCUCCCAUCCAAUGUAUAUUUAUUCUUCCUGUUAAGGAAAUAUGUUGCCAAUCGGAUGUAGAUAUUCCUGUGAAACACUAGAGAUUUCCGCCGUCUUCUCCUCCUUGUAUCUUUUGUACCCUCCUAGCUUUCUAUGACCAGUGCUUUAUAAAAGCUGUCUCUACUCCUAGAUUCUCUCCUUGUUACAGAGGAAUUACAUUGCAGGGCAAUGCACUCUCCACUCACCUGCAGCUAAAUGGUUAAUACUCAUAGGAAUCCAUUUUGUUUUUCUACGUACUGUAAUUAACUUUACUUUUUUUAUGGAACUAAUCGUUUAGCUCUGUGUGAUUUGCUAAUAAAUAACCAGACCAAUCCAAUAAAUCUCUGUACUGCC